AUGCCAAUGGGAGCGGAAGGCGUGGAUGACAACGUGGAGGGGAUAAAGGCGCCAGAGCUAAUGAGGGGAGAGGGCGUGGUGGCUUUCGUGGAGAUCGUGGAGAUCGUGGAGGCUAUCGUGGAGAUCGUGGAGAUCGUGGAGAUCGUGGAGAUCGUGGUGGCUAUCGUGGAGAUCGUGGUGGCUAUCGUGGAGAUCGUGGUAACCGAGGGCGCGGUACAGGGCAACAAGGAAUCGAAAUAUUCCAACCCUCAUCCUCGGAAUCCCCAAGUCGGGCAGGCAGAGGACGCGCUACACCCCAUCACAAAGAAAGCGUUCGGAUUCGACAGGUUGAGCAUUGGUGACCGUCUGCCAAUACGUCCAGGUUAUGGCACCAAAGGAGUUAAAGUUGAGCUCACAGCCAACUACGUCGAGUUACUGCCGCCAUCGGAUAUACAACUCUAUCUCUACAGCAUCCAGAUCAAGCCAGAGCCGGCACGCAGACAGCAUUUUCGGCUUGUGGAGCUUCUACUACAAUCAGAAGAACUCGCACCACAGCGAGACGAGCUUGCUACAGAUUUUCGUUCGACUCUGAUCUCCAAAAUGAAGCUUUCCUCCAAUGAUUUUAUUGUCAAGAUCCAGUAUCGGGCUGAAGGCGAAGACGAGCCGCCUGCAGGAGCCGCCCAUUAUGCUGUGCAGGUAGCAUACACGACCACUUUGCACAUGAGCGACUUGAUGAACUAUCUGGCCUCUACAAAUAUAGACGAACGAUUUGAGGAGAAAAGCGUGUGGGAGCAGACCUUCAACAUCUUUCUGAACCACUAUGCCAAGGCAACGAAAACUCUGGUCGCGAUCGGGACUUCCAAAAGUUUCUCGCUCAGCCAGCUCACAGGGCGAGCGGAUCUAGGCUCCGGUCUGCAAGUCCUUCGAGGCUUUUUCUCAAGCGUACGCAUUGCUACCGGCCGUGUUUUGGUGAACGUCAACGUCAGCCACGCAGCUUUCUACCAUGCUGGGCCCUUGCCAAUGUUGAUGAAUAGUUACGGUGUUCGCAGCACCACCGCGUUGGAAAGGUUUCUGAAGCUAGUUCGAAUCCAAACUAGUCAUCUGCCGGAGAAACGUAAUAAAGCUGGUGAGAUGAUCCCCCGUCUGAAAACGAUUUUUGGGCUGGCGAGAAAAGAUGACGGGCAUGGGAUGGCGCACCCGCCGCGCAUCUUGCAUCAUGGAGCGGGAGCCAAAGACGUCCAAUUUUGGCUCGAAGGUGAUGCCUCUGCCGGAAGUAACUCAGCAGCCAAAGCAGCGACGGAGAAGAAAGGCAAGGCAAAGGGCAAGGGCAAACCCCAACCGGCCGCCUCUGCGUCGGGCAAGUACAUCAGUGUUUUCGACUUUUUUAAGACCACAUAUGACCGAACUCUGCAGCAUCCAGAACUUCCGUUGAUGAACUGCGGCAGUCGCGACCAUCCGAUGUACCUCCCGGCUGAAGUGUGCGUGGUGGUUCAAGGUCAACCGUCCCGGUCGAAACUCGACAGCAACCAAACACAGCAAAUGAUUCGCCACGCCGUUCGCAAGCCGUGGAUCAAUGCCGCCUCGAUUGCCGCGGAGGGCAUCUCUACCGUGGGCCUCGACGAAAACUCCAAUGUGCUUCUGAGCUCAUUCAGCUUCGGCAUAACGCCAGGUCUCAUCAAGGUCCCUGGACGGGUCCUAGACUGUCCUCAAAUCAUGUAUAAUAGUGUCGACAGGGGAAACAAGACAGCUGAUCCGCGUUUCGGUAGCUGGAACAUGAUAGACAUCAAGUUCAACGCCGGCGUUGUGCUGUCUCAGUGGUCGUAUAUGAUGAUUUCGCUGACAGGAGUGAGGGAUCCCUUCGACCAAAAAAGUCUAGCAGACGUUAUGCAGGAGUUUCAUCGAUCGUUGGUCAAGAUGGGUGUGAGUGCCGCACCUCCGAUGACAGGCCAACGACUACUACUGCAGCAUGCGGAUGAUGCUGCACUUGGCACUGUCCUGCAGAAGGCAGCCAAUGCGCUGAAACUUCUCAUCAUCAUCCUGCCCGAUGCCAACACAUCACUAUACAAACACAUAAAGUCGCUCGCUGACAAAACCUAUGGGAUUCACACUGUUUGCUGUGUAGGCCCUAAACUGGCGAAAGCUCACGGCCGAGAUCAGUACAUCGCCAACGUCGCUCUGAAGUUGAACCUCAAGCUCGGUGGCGUCAAUCAAAUCAUGAGCGACCGACAGCUCGGAAUUAUCGAGCAGAACAAGACUAUGGUUGUUGGCAUUGACGUCACACACCCCUCGCCGGGCUCGUCAUCAAACGCUCCUUCCGUCUCCGCUAUGGUCGCUUCUAUCGACAGAUUUCUAGGUCAAUGGCCAGCCACAUUGCGCGCACAGACGGCAAAGCAGGAAAAAGUAGACGACCUCGGCGAUAUGUUGAAGUCGCGUCUUCAACUCUGGAGGAGCUUAGGCAAGCACGCGGCUUUUCCGGAGAAUAUACUCGUCUUUCGCGACGGUGUCUCUGAAGGCCAGCAUGACAUGGUUACCUCUCAAGAGCUACCACAGCUCCGUCACGCAUGUGAACAGCUUUACUCGGCAGCUGACACACGAAAUGGUCUCCCACGCUUCACCGUCAUCAUCUGCGGCAAACGACAUAAAACUAGAUUCUAUCCCACUAUGGAGAGAGACUGUGACAGAUCCGGCAAUACGAAACCUGGCACCAUCGUGGACCGAGGGGUCACCGAAGCGAGGAACUGGGAUUUCUUUCUACAAGCACAUGCUGCAUUGCAAGGGACAGCGCGCCCAUGCCACUACUACAUAGUUCAGGACGAGAUUUUCCGCCAGCUCUACUCGAAGGCGAAUUUGGCUCCAUUUCAGAACAUUGCCGACGUUGUGGAAGAUCUCACACAUAAAAUGUGCUACUCCUUUGGUCGAGCAACAAAGGCUGUGAGUCUAUGUACACCUGCAUACUACGCAGAUAUUGUGUGCGAGCGUGCGCGAUGCUAUUUGGCUGAUGUAUUCGACACGCCAUCAGCAAGUGCUGCAGCAUCAGUGGCGGAGACUACAAUUGGGCAGGGGCGCACGACACCAAAUACCGGCGACGUUCAAAUCCAUGAACGGUUGAGAGAUACUAUGUUUUAUAUCUAA
Beauveria bassiana ARSEF 2860 is the source of this 3111-nucleotide messenger RNA. RefSeq names its product RNA interference and silencing protein (Qde2). The record is from RefSeq and is a predicted model, not a curated record. Gene Ontology annotation, molecular function: RNA binding; protein binding. The transcript is spliced from 5 exons. Lineage: Eukaryota; Fungi; Ascomycota; Sordariomycetes; Hypocreales; Cordycipitaceae. Bases 1 to 3111 code for a protein of 1036 amino acids.